AUGGGGCGGCGGUACUCAGCGAAGGGAAAGAAGAAGAGGAAGCUCGAAGACGGCGCGACGUCCCGUGACGACGACGCAGCGGAGUUACCACCACCGGAGGACGACGAAGGGAAGGUAGAGGAGGAUGUGACGGAGGAGGACGAGACCGUGGAGGUCGUAGCGGAGGGGAUUCCCGUCCUGCCCCGGCCGGUAGAUGGGAGGAAGCGGCCCAGGGCGAUCUUCGUGCUCGAGAGGGCCUGUCUGGAGGUCGGCAAAGUCGGCAAGACUAUGCAAAUCUUGAACUCGGACGAUCAUGCGAAUUAUUUGAGGAAGCACAAUCGGAAUCCUGCUGAUUAUAGGCCUGAUAUCAUUUACCAGGCUCUAUUGGCAAUAUUUGAUAGCCCUCUAACUAAGGCUGGGAGGUUACAAGCUGUUUAUGUAAGGACUGAAAAGGGGGUGUUAUUUGAGGUCAAGCCGAAUGUUCGCUUGCCACGCACGCCCAAAGGUUUUUGUGGGUUGAUGUCACAGUUAUUGCAAAAGUUGAGCAUUACUGCUGUUGGGAGGCGUGAGAAGCUGCUUAAUCUUAUUAAAAAUCCUGUUACCCAGUAUCUACCUGUUGGCUCACGGAAGAUAGGCCUUUCAUAUAGCGCCGAUAAGUCAGUUGAACUGAAUGACUAUGUUGCUGAAUGCAGUGAUGAUGAAGCCCUUGUGUUUGUGGUUGGUGCCAUGGCUCAUGGAAAGAUUGACAAUGAAUACACAGAUGAGUACAUACGGAUUUCCAGCCACCCACUCAGUGCUGCCAGCUGUUUAGCUAGAAUAUGCACCGCUCUGGAGCAGAAGUGGAACAUCCAGUGA
Messenger RNA from Triticum turgidum subsp. durum (durum wheat), 834 nucleotides. Lineage: Eukaryota; Viridiplantae; Streptophyta; Magnoliopsida; Poales; Poaceae. The record is from the annotation of a GenBank genome assembly.